UAGUGGAGUCAGUUUACUAGUAGAAUAGCGUUUGGAAAAUUUGCCAUUUGAGCGUCGUAGGUUCCACGAUUCUGAAACAGCAAACAGAAAUUUCUAGCAAAUUCAGUAAAAAACCCAAAGCUAGCCGAAUCCAGAAUAGGAACUUCGAAGUCUGUGCUCGCCAAACGUCUAAAAAAGUGGCCGAAAGUUGGGCCUAUUUCGUUUCGCCAUUUCCUAUUCUUCAGACUAAGACUAACUGAACGUUGUUUCUCCAAAAUCUACUUCUAACCAGAGCCAGAAACCAAACCAUUUUUCGUCUGUUGCAUCUGGUUCUCAUCACUGCUUACACUGUUGGUGAUCAACCCCCACAGAGACCUACUGUACUGAAAACAACCGGUCAAACUCAGUUAAUGUCAAUCGCAGGCUGUGGCAUGGAGCUUCAGACGCGACUUUAAAGAAUACUCGGAAAUAUUCGCCAACGCAUGCUUCAAGACACGGGCGAGGAAUGGAGCGCGGAAGAGAGGCAAUUGCAAAGGGAAUUUUUCCUCCAGAUUCACACGAUCUUCUCGGAAUUGCAAUCCAACGGUUAUUCCGCCAGUAUUCAGCGGAGCAAUCAAAGUGAAGUCAAUCUCGUCAUCUCUUCUCCUCCAGCCUCUCGUCCAGCCUCUCCUGACGACCCGUGGAGUGAGGUGAUUGAGUACCAGUUGACCGACUAUUUGGACGUCCCCGACCAGCUGAUCCACCAAGAAUUUGAUCCGGAGUCGUCGCGCCCUACAGUCUUGUCGGCCAGAUUCCAAGGGUCGCAACUCGUCUUGUCUCCGCUAAUGGACCACGGUGGUGCCACCAACGUCAUCUGCGGGAUUCGCUGUCGGGAAUGCGAUCGCAAACUUGGGCCCUGUAAUAUCAGCUACGUCGGCCAGACUACUCGAUCGGUACAUGCACGAGUUUGCGGUGAGCACGCCAGGGAAGUAGCAAGUACGAUCGAACGGAUCAACGAGGCGCGAUGCGCGACGACCCCCCCGACGACGACGACGACGACGACCCCGACGACCCCGACGACGCGACGGCGACCCAUGUACCAACACGCUGCCAACCAUUUCUUUGACGACCUACCGGAGAAUACUCAAGCACGAGAUGUUUUUCGUCUGGUGAUGGAUGUGAUCAUUCUGCCCACUGGUAGUGGUGACCUUCACUCGUGGGAAUGCUUUUGGCAAUUCUUUUGUCGCUGCAGGACCUUCUUCUUUGGAUGGAGUGAACUCUAAGACUUUUAACUUUUAAGUAGCAUCCGGUGCACAGUAUCGCUUGAAUUUCUUCAUUGCCUUUUAUAAUAAACAUAAGCUUAUAAGAAAACUAACGCUCUUUUCGUCGUCCGUCGUGUGCCUAAAUUCUAGGGUUCCUCCUUAAAGCGGCUUAAUAAAUCAUAACAAAAUAAAAAGUAGGAUUGCAUUUCAUUGUUAUUUAAUAAUAUAACAAGUGAAUUUUAUGCAAAGAUUUUAACAUGGUUCUUUCAGAAUCUAAUUUGCAUUUAAAUUAAAUUUUUUUUUUAAAUGCUUACAAAUUUGCAGAUCCAAUAGGCCAAUACAUUGAGCAACAGGCCCAAGGGAAAAAUAGAAAUGUGAAUAAAGUAUGGGCCAAUCCCCCCCCCCCUUUUUCAUACAUCUGUAGAAAAUAAAUUAUCAGAAAGAUUGUACCUUGAAACAUGCAAACGAUCGUCAACGUCAACGGCUACACUA
This is a messenger RNA of Daphnia pulicaria, 1712 nucleotides long. RefSeq lists its product as uncharacterized. The record is from RefSeq and is a predicted model, not a curated record. The transcript is spliced from 3 exons. Lineage: Eukaryota; Metazoa; Arthropoda; Branchiopoda; Diplostraca; Daphniidae. The coding region runs from base 462 to 1241 and encodes 259 amino acids.